CGUAAAUAAUACAUGGUCUCUUAAAGACACACCACUAGUCCUCUAACCAUAGAGCGUAGAAUCCCUGUUCCUCCUAUCUUCCUCCAAACUUAAACAAGAAUCGAACAGAGAAAUUAAAUCAGAAUAUUGCCUCUGACUGCACCUAUCAUUGUCAGAUUCUGGAAAUAAAUGCUCAGGUUAAAUGUGUAUUGCUCUCUGAUUCCCAGUUCAAGCCAUGUCAAGCUUGGAAGCAGCUACGGUUCGUGGAUCAUUCACUAUCACAGGACUUGGAAACCGAGUCAGGGGAUUUCCGUCAAGGCCUUGAAAGAUGGGGAAACAAGCGGAUUCCGGGGUCGGAGUUGGGACCCUGGGUUGGAAAUUGAGGUUCCUUUUGAACAAAGGCCGGUGAACGAGUACUCAUCUCUAAAAGAUGGAGCCCUAUAUUCAUGGGGGGAACUUCGUCCUGGGCCAUUUUUCCUUCGUCUUGGAGGCCUCUGGUUAGUAGCUUUCACUAGUCUAGGAGUACCAAUUGCAGCUGCAAGCUUUAAUCCUUCAAGGGAACCUCUAAGAUUUCUGCUAGCAGCUGGAACAGGAACUCUGUUCCUUGUGUCAUUAAUUGUCUUAAGAAUUUACCUGGGAUGGAGUUAUGUUGGUGAUAGACUUCUAUCAGCAGUAAUACCCUACGAAGAGAGUGGAUGGUAUGAUGGGCAAAUGUGGGUAAAGCCACCCGAGAUCCUGGCUCGUGAUAGACUGUUGGGCUCUUACAAGGUUAAGCCAGUCAUCAAAAGGCUGAAACAGACACUAGUAGGAACAGGGGUAUUACUUGUUACAGCAGUUUUGCUAUUCAUCUUUGCUACACCAGUGGAGCAAUUUUUUCAAACCACCUUUGGCACAAAAGGAAACCCAUCAGACGUUCCAGCUUCAAAGAUCAGCACAAAGCUUAAUAUAAGAAAAGAGGAAUUGCUUAAAUUGCCAACCGAGGUGAUGGCUGAUGACGAUCUAGCAGCAGCAGCUGCUCAGGCUGCUGAUGGAAGACCAGUCUAUUGCAGAGAUAGGUUUUACCGUGCAUUAGCAGGUGGACAGUACUGCAAAUGGGAGGAUUUAGUCAAAUAAUGGGAAAGGAGGAGGCACGAAUCAUAAUAAAUUUUAAUAUGAUCAUUCUGCUUUGUGAUUUCUAUUUACUAGAUGUUAACAUUCAAAGUUUUAUCCCAUUAUUUUAAGGAAAUCAUUUACAUUGUUUGA
Messenger RNA from Corylus avellana, 1221 nucleotides. It is a transcript of the gene CGLD27, whose product is annotated as DUF1230 family protein (DUF1230). The record is from RefSeq and is a predicted model, not a curated record. Lineage: Eukaryota; Viridiplantae; Streptophyta; Magnoliopsida; Fagales; Betulaceae.